GAUCGUUUGUUGCCAAGUAAUAUCAAUCAGUACUAAAGCAAAGAAACGAUUCGUAGCAGCUGCUUUAAGAAUUUUAUUAUAUUUAAGCAAGCGCAACUAAAUAAAGCCAGAUGAGUGGAGCUUUCCUUUAUGUUUAACCAAACGCAACUAAAUACCCCCUAGAUGAGUGAAGCUUCUCUUUCGUGAGUCCUUUGUGAACAACUCCUCAUUGAGCAGAUCCUGCGUGUCAAGGGUAAGAAGACUUUGUUUCUAAGCAAACAACAAAUAGAGAAAAACGUUCUAAUUAGAGAACUGAAGAUUAAAAGCAUCAGAAAAUCACACGCGUCAAAGCCAAAAAAGGACAAAAAGUGGAGGAGAAUAGUGAGAAGCAAAUUCCGUAUAAAACAUUUUACAUUUGAUGGACAAUGUAUUGGUUGUGAAUUGUUUAUAUUAAUAGCCGCCGAGAAACUCAAAUACACAGUUUACAUGGCAAGUGUUACUCUUUUUUAUCACAUUAUAUAUGUACAUACUGGAAACUUGAAGUGCUGGGCCGAUUGAUAUGAGAACAAUCUCGAAAAAAGAAAAGCCUUUUUGUUAAGAGAAUAAGUUCCGCCUGUCACUUCAGCAUCAAAUACCUGAGGAAAAAACAUAUCCUGAGCGAGUACCAAUCACUCACAGUCACAGAAGCGAUUGACAUUAGUCAACGGUGAAUGCACAAGUCAUUGCGAGAGUCAAGUCUCAGCAAUCGAGCAUAUUCCAAAAAAAAAAGAAGAAAAAAUAGUCGAUUCGUUAUGGUUAGCUCAAGCUUUAAGCGGGUCACUUGUAUAUCAUCAGGAGUUAUAUCACUAUUUCUAUCAUUCAUAACAGUUAUCUGUAAUGGCGGUUUGCUUUACAUGCUGUAUAAGGACCCUCUACGCUGCCUCAGGAAACCCGUCACCGUGUUCAUCGCUUCGCUAGCGAUCGUGGAUUUCCUCACAGGGCUCAUCUCCGAUGUCUCGUUCGCUGUUCAUGAGUUCGAGUGCGUCAUGGGAGCUGGCAAUCCCCCUGGCGCCAUAGGGAACUUCUCUGGUAUCUCCUAUUUCUUUACCGUCAACAGUGCGUUGCUACUGGUGGCCGCGUUGUCAAUCGAACGUUUAAUCGCGGUCGUUUUCCCACAUUUCUACAGACGAUCAGUCACUAGCAAGCGCAUUGUGAUGUUGGUCGCGGGGAUCUAUAUCUUCUCACUACUGUUUGCUUUGCUGCAACUCGCGAGGAUCCCUGAAGAAAUUUACCACAACAUGGACCUAAACAUCCACAUAACAUUCCCAUUAUCAACUGUUACCAUCAUGUAUACUGUGAUUUACAUUAAUCUGCGGAAGCGGAGAAAAGUGGCCGCUCUACAGAUCGCAGCGCCAGCGGUGUUGAAUCUAAGGCGCGCGUCGGCGAUACAAUCAACUUCUGAUGCUCGCCGCGAGGCGCGAAACAUGAGAAUUGAGCAAAAACUUGUAAGCACCGCAUUUAUCAUCGUUUUGUGCAUGGUGGUAGCGCUGGUUCCAUAUCUCGUGUUUGUGUAUAUGGAAAUGGAAUGCCCCAGUUGUAUCGAUACAGAGUGGUUUUUCGCAUGUAGGAGACUAUGUGUCCCCUUCCUCUUCAUCAACAGCUCGGUGAACCCUAUCAUUUACGCGUGGCGUUUGGAACAUUAUCGUAAAUCAUUCAAAGCUAUGCUAGUUAGCGCAGAUGACUCGCUUGCUUUCGAAUCCAGAGACGAUAUCCUCAACACACGUCCUGUCAUUCAAGUUGAAGACGCGUGCAAUCAGACUUAUAACCAAUCGUUAACAUUGACAACUUCAACGUAAUUGUCCGGGGAAUUAGGGGUGACAGAACAUGGACGAACAUUCAUCUUCCACAAGUCUAGUGAAAUAUUAUACAUAUCUAUAUAAAUAUAUAUUAUAAUUUGUCUUUCAUGAAAUUAUUAUUGGGUUUGUAUUCUAAAGACUCCUACUCUUUGGAGAAGCCCGCAUUGCAUUUUGUGGUAGAUUAGAUUUUUUUAAUCACAUGGUUCUUAAGCCGCGAUUUUGCUGUUAUGUAGGGCGCGAUGUACUUAUAUCUGUAGAGACGACACCAAUAUAAUUAACGAUACAUUUUGUUCGUUGUUGCUUUUGCCUUCAGUAGCGCGCAAUAGUAAAACACAUUGCCUAAGUGAUGUUCCUUGGAUACAAAAAAAAAAACGAAAGUGUCUGCAUAACGAGCUUUCUACACAAGUACCUGUUACCCGACAUUACAAAUUACUCUUUUUUUAUAAGAACGUCUAAUUUUCAGUAAAGGCUGAGCCGCUCUUAUUUUGGGGAAUUUGAAGGCUGAAAAAGUUAUUAAAUUUCAGUAACACUGCAGUCUGAAAUAGUCUGUGAACGCAAAAUAUUUCUUGCCCUUAUCUGAGCCUCGGUAUGAUUCUUAUUAAAAAAUGUGUACAAACGUAUUAAUAAUAUAUAUUUCAUAAAUCUUGCCAAACAUACAUCAUAAAAAGAAACAACAAUGGAAAAAGUUUUAUCUUGGCCUGAAUGUAUUAAUAAAUUUAGAGGCUUGCG
Messenger RNA from Nematostella vectensis (starlet sea anemone), 2543 nucleotides. RefSeq names its product cannabinoid receptor 1-like. Gene Ontology annotation, cellular component: membrane. The record is from RefSeq and is a predicted model, not a curated record. The coding region runs from base 690 to 1814 and encodes 374 amino acids. Gene Ontology annotation, molecular function: G protein-coupled receptor activity. The transcript has a single exon. Lineage: Eukaryota; Metazoa; Cnidaria; Anthozoa; Actiniaria; Edwardsiidae. Gene Ontology annotation, biological process: G protein-coupled receptor signaling pathway.